CCUCCAUCGAGCUCAACGCUCUCAAGCCGCCUGUCCGCCUGCAAAUGGCUCUCUGCGGGCGUCUAGCACGUCGCGUACCCGUCCUCACAGGUCAAACCCGCUCAAUUGCAUCUCCCACAUGCUCGCGGGCCUUCACAGCCAGGGCCGCUAGGCCGCUGGCCUCUCUGCGCUCCAGCAGCGAGUCUCCUGCAGUCUACCGGCAGCUGCGGGCAUUCACAAAGGUCGCCUCUACAUGGAACAAGACCCAGACCGCACCUAAUGCCGAGGCAUACCUAAAGAGCGGCGUCAUUUCUGGCGCACAGGACCUGGUCGACGUCAAGAAAGUCUUGGUCAUUGGCAGUGGUGGUCUCAGCAUUGGCCAGGCCGGAGAGUUUGACUACUCAGGCUCACAAGCACUCAAGGCCCUGAGGGAAGCUGGCGUCAAGUCUGUUCUGCUCAACCCCAACAUUGCUACUAUCCAAACAUCCCACGUGCUCGCUGACGAAAUCUACUACCUGCCUGUAACUCCCGAAUACGCCGAAUAUGUCAUCCAGAAGGAGAAGCCCGACGGCAUCUUCCUCAGCUUUGGUGGCCAGACUGCGCUGAACCUGGGUGUCCAGAUGGAUGCCAAGGGCAUUUUUGAAAAGUAUGGUGUCAAGGUGCUCGGUACCAGCGUCCAGACUCUCAAGACGAGCGAGGACCGUGAUCUCUUUGCCCGUGCUCUCGACGAAAUCAACAUUCCCAUUGCCAAGUCGAUUGCCGUGUCUUCCGUCGACGAGGCACUGGACGCUGCCGAAAAGGUCGGAUACCCCAUUAUUGUGCGCGCUGCCUAUGCGCUCGGUGGUCUUGGUUCUGGUUUUGCAAACAACCCCGAGGAGUUGAAGAACCUCUCGGCUCGUUCCCUCUCACUGUCGCCCCAGAUCUUGGUCGAGAAGUCGCUCAAGGGCUGGAAGGAGGCCGAGUACGAGGUCGUGCGUGAUGCCAGUGACAACUGCAUCACAGUCUGCAACAUGGAGAACUUUGAUCCUCUUGGUGUGCACACGGGUGACAGUAUCGUUGUAUCGCCCAGUCAAACGUUCAGCGACGAGGAGUACCACAUGCUCCGGUCUGCGUCCAUCAAGAUUGUCCGACACUUGGGUGUCGUUGGAGAGUGCAACGUGCAGUACUGCUUGCAACCAGAUGGCCUCGACUACCGCGUCAUUGAAGUCAAUGCUCGUCUCUCUCGUUCGUCUGCGCUCGCGUCCAAGGCAACUGGCUACCCUCUGGCUUACACUGCAGCCAAGAUUGGUCUGGGCCACACGCUUCCCGAGCUGCCAAAUGCCGUUACCAAGACCACAACCGCAAACUUUGAGCCUAGUUUGGACUAUGUCGUCACCAAGAUGCCUCGCUGGGACCUUAGCAAGUUCCAGAAUGUCAAGCGUGACAUUGGCAGCUCUAUGAAGUCGGUUGGUGAGGUCAUGGCGAUUGGUCGUACAUUCGAGGAGUCUUUCCAGAAGGCCUGCCGACAAGUCGAUCCCAAGUACCUCGGUUUCCAGGGUGAGAAGUACGGCGAGAACCUCGACGAGGAGCUCAAGAACCCUACUGAUCGCCGCUGGCUGGCUGUUGGUCAAGCUCUGUACCACGAAGGCUACUCGGUCGACAAGGUCCACGAGCUCACCAGGAUUGACAAGUGGUUCCUGCACAAGCUCCAGAACAUUGUUGACUGCACACACGAGCUCGAAAAGAUUGGCAGCCUGUUUGGCCUGAAGAAGGAAAUCAUCCUCAAGGCCAAGAAGCUUGGUUUCUCCGACAAGCAGAUUGCAAAGGCAGUCAACAGCACAGAAGACGAGGUCCGCGCUCGCAGGACAGGCUUUGGCAUCAGGCCAUGGGUCAAGAAGAUUGAUACUCUGGCUGCUGAGUUCCCCGCAAACACCAACUACCUCUACACCACCUACAACGCCUCGUCGCACGACGUCACCUUUGACGACCACGGUGUUCUCGUUCUGGGCAGCGGUGUCUACCGUAUUGGAAGCUCGGUCGAGUUUGAUUGGUGCGCUGUCAACGCUACCCGCUCUUUGAACGCACUCGGCAAGAAGACUGUCAUGAUCAACUACAACCCAGAGACCUACAGUACCGACUUUGACGUUGCUGACAAGCUCUACUUUGAGGAGCUCAGCUACGAGCGUGUCAUGGAUAUCUACGAGCUCGAGACUGCCAGCGGUGUUGUCGUCUCAGUCGGUGGUCAGCUUCCCCAGAACAUUGCUCUGAAGCUGCAAGAGUCUGGCAAGGCAAAGGUUCUCGGAACUGAUCCUCGCGACAUUGACAAGGCCGAGGACCGCCACAAGUUCUCUUCCAUCCUCGACUCGAUUGGCGUGGACCAGCCGGCUUGGAAGGAACUCACCUCGUACGACGACGCGAAGAACUUUGCAAACUCGGUCGGAUACCCGGUUCUCGUCCGCCCGUCGUACGUUUUGUCCGGCGCUGCCAUGACGGUCAUCCGUGGCGAGGAUGAGCUCAAGGAGAAGCUCCUUGCUGCUUCCAACGUGUCGCCCGACCACCCGGUUGUCAUCACCAAGUUUAUCGACGGUGCCCAAGAGAUUGACUGCGAUGCUGUCGCCUCCAACGGAAACGUCCUGGUCCAUGCCAUCAGUGAGCACGUUGAGAACGCUGGUGUCCACUCUGGUGACGCCACUCUUGUCCUGCCACCCGUUAACCUCGACAAGCGCAUCCAAGAGCGUGUCAAGAAGAUUGCCGACAAGGUUGCCAAGGCCUGGAACAUUACCGGUCCCUUCAACAUGCAAAUCAUCAAGGAGGAGGUCGAGGGCUCCGAGCCCAACCUCAAGGUUAUCGAGUGCAACCUCCGUGCUUCUCGUUCAUUCCCCUUUGUCAGCAAGGUUCUCGGUACCAACUUUAUCGACGUUGCUACAAAGGCUCUUGUCGGCCGCGACGUCCCUCAGCCCACUGACCUUAUGAGCGUAGAGAGGAACUACCUCGCCACCAAGGUUCCCCAGUUCUCCUGGACCAGGUUGGCCGGUGCCGAUCCCUACCUCGGUGUAGAGAUGUCGUCGACUGGUGAGAUGGCCUGCUUUGGCAAGGACCUUGUCGAGGCCUACUGGGCGUCAGCACAAUCGCAGAUGAACUUCCGCCUUCCCCAGCCGGGCGAGGGUCUGUUGUUCGGUGGUGAUGUCACGCCUGGCUCGCUCCACUCCAACUCUCUGAUCCAGAUUGCCAAGUACGUGCACGCGCUUGGCUACAGGUUCCUUGCUGCCAACAACGACGUCAAGAAGCUUCUGGAGAAGAACACCGAGGGUCUCAGUGUCGAGGUUAUUGAGUUCCCCAAGGACGACAAGAGGAAGCUGCGUGAGGUGUUUGAGAAGUACGAUAUCCGCGGCUGCUUCAACCUGGCCAAGUACCGGGCGAACGGUCUGCUGGACGAGGACUACGUAAUGAGGAGGAAUGCGGUCGAUUUUGGCGUGCCGCUAUUCAUGGAGCCCAAGACUGCGGUGCUGUUUGCUCAGUGCAUGAGCGAGAAGCUUCCCAAGAAGGAGGGUAUCCCAAGUGAAGUCAGGUCAUGGAGCGAGUUUGUCGGUGGCCGACCAUUGUAAAAGGAUUGAAAAAAAAAGAGUACUGGGGUGUAACAUGUAGCCGAAGCUGACCCUUGGAUUGGGUCUAUUUCAAAGGAAAAACGGACUGGGAUAAAGAUUAUGUUCUCAUGUGUAUAAUGUUGUCAGCCCACGAUCGACUGCGUGUGCAGUGGCGUGUCGUGAUGCUGCCUUUGUUUGGCUUUGGAAAUUCA
Messenger RNA from Exserohilum turcica Et28A, 3754 nucleotides. RefSeq lists its product as uncharacterized. Gene Ontology annotation, cellular component: cytosol; cytoplasm. The record is from RefSeq and is a predicted model, not a curated record. Gene Ontology annotation, biological process: UTP biosynthetic process; L-citrulline biosynthetic process; 'de novo' pyrimidine nucleobase biosynthetic process. NCBI's taxonomy places the organism in Eukaryota, Fungi, Ascomycota, Dothideomycetes, Pleosporales, Pleosporaceae. Gene Ontology annotation, molecular function: ATP binding; metal ion binding; dihydroorotase activity. The transcript has 3 exons. The coding region runs from base 45 to 3563 and encodes 1172 amino acids.